CCUCGGGACAUUCCCAUGAAUCCCAUGUGCAUUUACCGGGCCCCAGAGAAGAAGGCGACUGAGGACGAGGCCUCAGAGCAGAAGAUCCCUGAGGCCACCAACCGGCGAGUCUGGGAACUGUCCAAAGCUAAUACCCGCUUUGCCACCGCCUUCUAUCAGCACCUGGCAGACUCCAAGAAUGACAAUGACAACAUUUUCCUGUCACCCCUGAGUAUCUCCACAGCUUUUGCUAUGACCAAGCUGGGUGCCUGUGACAACACCCUCAAGCAGCUGAUGGAGGUUUUCAAGUUUGAUACCAUCUCUGAGAAAACAUCUGACCAGAUCCACUUUUUCUUUGCCAAACUAAACUGCCGACUCUAUCGAAAAGCCAACAAGUCCUCCGAGUUGGUAUCAGCCAACCGCCUCUUUGGAGACAAAUCCCUUACCUUCAACGAGACCUACCAGGACAUCAGUGAGGUGGUAUAUGGAGCCAAGCUCCAACCCCUGGACUUCAAGGAAAAUGCAGAGCAGUCCAGAGAGACCAUCAACAAAUGGAUUUCCAAUAAGACCGAGGGACGCAUCACUGACGUCAUCCCCCCAGACGCCAUCAAUGAGCUCACUGUCCUGGUGCUGGUUAACACCAUUUACUUCAAGGGCCUGUGGAAGUCCAAGUUCAGCCCAGAGAACACGAGGACAGAACUGUUCCACAAGGCUGACGGGGAGUCGUGUUCGGCCUCCAUGAUGUACCAGGAGGGCAAGUUCCGCUACCGGCGCGUGGAGGAAGGCACUCAGGUGCUGGAGCUGCCCUUCAAGGGCGAUGACAUCACCAUGGUGCUCAUCCUGCCCAAGGCUGAGAAGAGCCUGGCCAAGGUGGAGCGGGAGCUCUCGCCCGAGGUGCUGCAGGAGUGGCUGGAUGCGCUGGGAGAGACCUUGCUGGUGGCGCACGUGCCCCGCUUCCGCAUCGAGGACAGCUUCAGCCUCAAGGAGCGGCUGCAGGACAUGGGCCUCGUGGACCUGUUCAGCCCUGAAAGUUCCAGGCUCCCAGGUAUUAUUGCGGGAGGCCGGAGUGACCUCUAUGUCUCAGAUGCAUUCCAUAAGGCAUUUCUUGAAGUCAACGAGGAAGGCAGUGAAGCAGCUGCAAGUACGGCCAUCGCCAUUGCUGGCCGUUCGCUGAACCCCAACAGAGUGACCUUCAAGGCCAACAGGCCCUUCCUGGUUCUGAUAAGGGAAGUUGCUCUGAACACUAUUGUCUUUAUGGGCAGAGUGGCUAACCCUUGUGUUAACUAAAGCGUUUCUAUUCUUUGCACCUCUUCCCGUUUUGGUUUGUGAAUAGAAAUAAAAACAAAUACAAAUGGACUUUGCCAUCUGAAAUGAAAGCAAGGGA
This is a messenger RNA of Talpa occidentalis (Iberian mole), 1363 nucleotides long. It is a transcript of the gene SERPINC1, whose product is annotated as serpin family C member 1. The record is from RefSeq and is a predicted model, not a curated record. The coding region runs from base 16 to 1266 and encodes 416 amino acids. The transcript has 6 exons. Gene Ontology annotation, molecular function: serine-type endopeptidase inhibitor activity. Gene Ontology annotation, biological process: regulation of blood coagulation. NCBI's taxonomy places the organism in Eukaryota, Metazoa, Chordata, Mammalia, Eulipotyphla, Talpidae.